AUGAGUUUGGUGCUCGUAAGGGAAGAAGGUAGCACUCAACUACCUAUUUAUUACAUAAGCAAUGCCCUCUUAUCAGUAGAGUCACGAAACACGGACAUGCAGAAGCUUGUUCUUUCCCUAAUAAUAGCCUCCAGAAGAUUGAGGCCCUAUUUCCAGGCACACAGUAUAUGGGUAGUGAUCAACUUCCCAUUUAAACAAGUGCUUCAGAAACCUGAUGCCUUGGGAAGGAGAAUGAAAUGGACUGUAGAGCUAAGCGAGUUUGAUAUUUCUUGCAAGCCAAAGAUCUCCAAGAAAGGAUAA
Messenger RNA from Fraxinus pennsylvanica, 300 nucleotides. The record is from the annotation of a GenBank genome assembly. NCBI's taxonomy places the organism in Eukaryota, Viridiplantae, Streptophyta, Magnoliopsida, Lamiales, Oleaceae.